Messenger RNA from Aspergillus caelatus, 1007 nucleotides. RefSeq lists its product as uncharacterized. The record is from RefSeq and is a predicted model, not a curated record. Bases 608 to 937 code for a protein of 109 amino acids. The transcript has a single exon. NCBI's taxonomy places the organism in Eukaryota, Fungi, Ascomycota, Eurotiomycetes, Eurotiales, Aspergillaceae.
CUCUUCCCUUGCUCCUACAUCCGAACCCAUUGGUCUUCCAUCAUUAAGUGAUUUAAGGAUUUCUGCCAAUUUCCUCUUCUCGCUUUCUCUGGCAAUACUUUCGGAUCUUAGUCUCUCAAUCUCGAGCUCAUAAACCUCUACUCUCUCUCUUAAAAAUAGUAUCUCUUCUUCUUGUGCUGGUUCACGACCAUCGUCGUCAGAUCCUUCAGGAUCGUGAUUCACCAUAGAUUCCUUGUCAGACUGCUGGUCUUUGAGCUGCUUCUCUAAAUCACGGAUUUUCCUUUUCAGAGUUUGGCUGUCUUUCUGAAGUUUCAGUUUAUCUGACUUUAGCUCAACAUUCUCCGAAAUCAUUUCCUUUAUUCCUUCCUCGGAGCGGCGAUUCAACGCCUCAUUGAGAAAAUGAAUUCUCAUCUUCAAGUCAAAGUUCUCUUUGGAGAGACGAUCAAUGGUGCUGCUUUGCUCUUUGAGGGUCAUGGACCGGCCACUCCUUGCAAAGGCUGGAGUGGCACCUGCACGCUUGUCUGGUGAUAAUCCACGGCCAGCAUAGUCUUCUCUAAAUUGCUUCACAAAUGUGCUUGGUACCUGGACAUCUUUGACACGUUCUGCGAUGGCCGUAUCUGUGGGGAAACUGAUAUCCUGCGCUUUUGCUUUAGGUGUCAUUAGCCCGGUGGUAUCUUCAGCCAUAGGUUCCUCUUGGUUUUGUCCGUGCUUUUGCUGGGAUGAUCCGAGACGUGACUGCAAAGGUGUUUCCUCCUCGUUUAAGGUAUCUAAGCCGCUUUCCGUAGUGCUGCUAGGAUUUCUCUUAUCGAGGAUAUUUUCAUCACUAUACCCAGAAAUACCGGAAGCCAUACUCCCUAAACUCACUGAUCUAGCCAGGUUGUUACGCUGUUCAUGUUGGACAGUGCCAGUGUUACCUGGUACUGCACCUCCCGACUGAAGCGCGUAGUCAGCACCCAAUGUUGCAUCACUAUUCACUUCUGUAUUGUUGCUUGUCACCGAGGAAUAAG